Messenger RNA from Salvia splendens (bonfire salvia), 1494 nucleotides. Its product is annotated as rosmarinate synthase. The record is from RefSeq and is a predicted model, not a curated record. Gene Ontology annotation, molecular function: acyltransferase activity, transferring groups other than amino-acyl groups. Bases 73 to 1365 code for a protein of 430 amino acids. The transcript has 2 exons. Lineage: Eukaryota; Viridiplantae; Streptophyta; Magnoliopsida; Lamiales; Lamiaceae.
UCAAAAAGCAAUGAUAAAAAGCACACUUACGUGUUUUCUUUGUCUUCCUCACACAACUGUGAGAAGAGAAGCAUGAGGAUGACAUUGAAGAAAUCGACGCUUGUAAAGCCAAUCGAGGAAACGCCGCGUGGCAGUUUGUGGCUGUCGAGUUUGGACUUAGUUAUGCCCGACAACUUCCACACUCGCUACGUCUUAUUUUACCGCUGCGACGGCUUCUUCGAUGCGGCCGUGAUGAAGGCCGCGCUGAGCCGGGUCCUGGUUGAGUUCUACCCCUUCGCUGGGAGGCUGAGGAGGGACGAUCAUCGCGGCCGCAUCGAGAUCAACUGCAACGGUAAAGGGGUCAUGUUUACGGAGGCGGAGUGCGACGGCGCCGUCGAUGAUUUUUUCGGCGGUAUCGCCCCCAGGCCUGACGUCAGCCUUGUCCCCAACGUCGAUUACUCCGGGGGAAUUUCGACGUUCCCCCUCCUUCUCGUGCAGCUAACUCGCUUUAAAUGCGGUGGAGUGAGCAUAGGUUUCGCAAACGAGCACCAUCUAGCCGACGGGAUCUCCGCCCAACAUUUCAACAAGUCAUGGGGUGAGAUCGCUCGCGGCCUAACCCCCUCCCUCCCUCCCUUCUUCGACCGCCGCCUCCUCGCCUCCCGCGACCCCCCGCGGCGCCCACACUUCCCUCACAUCGAGCACCACCCUCCUCCCUCUCUCAACACACCCCUCUCCCUCUCCGACACCACUUUCUCAAUUUUCAACCUCACCCUCCACCAAAUCAACUCCCUCAAACAAAAAUGCAACCACAAGUCAAAGUUUACCACUUACGAAAUUGUCACAGGACAUGUGUGGCGCUGCGUGACCGCGGCUCGCGGGCUACCGGGGGACCAGGAGACCAAGCUGCAGCUCCCGGUGGACGCGCGCACGAGGCUGCGGCCGAACCUCCCACCGGGAUACCUAGGCAACGCGAUCUUCUACACCAGCGCAUUCGCCCUUUGCGGCCAGCUGGUGUCGGAGCCCUUAGCGUUCGCGGUGGGGAGAGUGCACGACGCGAUCGCGCGGAUGGACGAUGAGUAUUUGAGGUCGGCCGUCGACUACAUGGAGCUGCAUCGCUCUGCCAUCGUGCGCGAUGCCGCCACUCUCAACUGCCCCAACGUCGGGAUCACGAGCUGGCUGCGCCUUCCCUUCUACGAAGUGGAUUUCGGAUGGGGGAAGCCCGCGUUCGCCGGAGCCGGCGCAGCCACGUUUGAAGGGAAGUGCAAUUUGUUUUCUGGUCCGGAAAAUGAAGGAGGCAUCUAUGUUGCGAUAACUUUAAGUGAAAAACAUAUCAAGAGCUUUGCAAAGCUUCUCUAUGAUGAGUGUGGCAUCAUUAGUAAAAUUUGAGCACUAGGAUUGGUUAUGUAAUAGGAGUAACACUCUUUUUUAUUACUACUACAAUAAUAUGGUGUGUGAUGCAUUUAGUUUAUGCAAUUUAUGCUCCCUCUAAUGAAUAGAUCGUUUGUUUUUUUGUCU